Bolinopsis microptera is the source of this 876-nucleotide messenger RNA. RefSeq lists its product as uncharacterized. The record is from RefSeq and is a predicted model, not a curated record. Lineage: Eukaryota; Metazoa; Ctenophora; Tentaculata; Lobata; Bolinopsidae. The transcript has 2 exons. Bases 133 to 777 code for a protein of 214 amino acids.
CUCCCUCCACGAGAGGGACUGGAGCUGAAGGAGGAAACCCUUCAACUCCCUCCACGAGAGGGACUGGAGCUGAAGGAGGAAACCCUUCAACUCCCUCCACCUUCUUCAUGGUCAGAACUGGAGAAGAUUCUGAUGGAGACACUGUCUCUCGUGAAGAUACAAGCCGUCUCGUCUGCUCAGAACAUCGCCGAGAUAAAAAAUAGUCUGGAAAGAUUAGAAGAUAGAAUCGGAAUGUUGGAAUAUAAAGUUGACUCUCAAAAAGGCUUGAUAAAGAAAGUGCAAGGGGAUCUUACCACGGUAAAGGGUAGACAACAACAAAUGACAUCUGAAGUACGGCUCAUCUCUCUCUACAAGAUGGUGGAUCAGACCAGCUAUGCGGACGCUGGCCGUGAUGCUGACCUCAUCGUGGAUGGACAGUUCAUAUUUGACAAACGUGCCAUUGAAAGCAUACAGACGUACCCGAAAACUAAUAAUUAUAGCCCCAACAACAAACUGACCAUUCAUCUCGGCGGACUUUUCCGCAUCCACCGAGUAAAAGUCUGGAACGUAAGAUUUUGCUGCCAGGAGCAAUUCGUUGGAACUCGGAUUUUUGCUGACGUUCAAAUGAUAGGUGUAGCAAUAAGUGCUAAACCCAUUUACCAGUUCGAUGUACCGGAGAGUGACCCGACUUAUGCCAGAGAGAUAGUUCUACACCAGAAACUUGCUAAACACUUACAUAUCCUUGAAGUUCAGGUCUGGGGCUCAGGACCUUAUGAUCCGGAAGACCUUUUCGCUUAGGCUGUAAAUGAUUAUAGUCCUCUCCAGUUUGUAUGUGUAAUGUAAUCUUAGUCUUUGGUUUAUUUUUAUAAAGAAUUAUACUUCUACCAUCACUUUUAU